Nematolebias whitei (Rio pearlfish) is the source of this 2081-nucleotide messenger RNA. It is a transcript of the gene cbsb, whose product is annotated as cystathionine beta-synthase b. The transcript has 14 exons. Gene Ontology annotation, cellular component: cytoplasm. The record is from RefSeq and is a predicted model, not a curated record. Gene Ontology annotation, molecular function: cystathionine beta-synthase activity; cysteine synthase activity. Bases 8 to 1795 code for a protein of 595 amino acids. Lineage: Eukaryota; Metazoa; Chordata; Actinopteri; Cyprinodontiformes; Rivulidae.
GUGAGCAAUGCCCUCUGUGUCUGGCAGUAGGUGUCUGAAAGAUGGUCAGACUUGCACUGAUGAAGACAAACUGGUCCAAGCAGAUGUCGCCAACAAACAGGAUGAAGUUGCUGAAAUGUUUACUGGCGGCCUUGAGUCAAGCACACGUGGCAAAGACAAUCAACUCAAUGCUGAAGACGAGUCGAGGAAUAACUGUGGAAAACAUGGUGAAAGUGAUCUGAAGAACGCGGGGUCUGAUGAUGAGAUUAAAUGGAUCCCCCCUGAUCUGCCCAGCAGAUGCACCUGGAGACCCGGAGCUCCGGUUUCAGAGUCACCUCACAGCCACCCCCCACGCAUUAAACCACCAACGAUCCUCCCCAACAUCCUUGACCACGUUGGAUAUACGCCUUUGGUUCGCUUGAACAAAAUCCCAAAGGAGUUUGGGCUAAAGUGUGAAAUCUUGGCCAAGUGUGAGUUCUUCAAUGCAGGAGGCAGCAUUAAAGACAGAAUCUCCCUGCGGAUGGUGGAGGAUGCAGAGAGAGCAGGGAUACUCAAACCAGGAGACACCAUCAUUGAGCCCACUUCUGGGAACACAGGUAUUGGCCUUGCUCUUAUAGCUGCUGUGAAAGGCUACCACUGCAUUAUUGUUAUGCCUGAGAAGAUGAGUAAGGAGAAGGUCGAUGUGCUGAGAGCUCUUGGAGCAGAAAUUGUGCGCACUCCGACAUCCGCAGCCUUCGAUUCACCGGAGUCUCACAUACGCACGGCGUGGCGCCUAAAGGAAGAAAUUCCCAACUCACAUGUCCUCGACCAGUAUCGCAAUCCCAGUAACCCCCUGGCUCACUACGACACAACAGCUGAGGAGAUACUGGAGCAGUGUGAUGGUAAAUUGGAUAUGUUUGUGGCUGGAGCAGGCACAGGUGGUACGCUCACAGGUGUGGCUCGGAAGCUGAAGGAGAAAUGCCCCAAUGCCAAGAUAGUUGGUGUUGACCCCGAGGGCUCUGUCCUGGUACAUUCAGAAGAAAACACAGAAGAAAACAACAAAAAUUCUCAUUUUGAAGUUGAGGGUAUUGGAUAUGACUUCAUCCCCACAGUACUGGACAAAUCUGUUGUGGACAUGUGGUACAAAUCUUCUGACAGAGAAACAUUUAACAUGGCGCGCAAACUUAUAAAAGAAGAAGGCCUUCUCUGUGGUGGGAGCUCUGGCUCAGUGGUGUCAGCAGCAAUGAAGAUGGCUCAGCAGCUGGAGGAGGGUCAACGCUGUGUGGUAAUCCUGGCCGACUCUGUCCGCAACUACAUGUCCAAGUUCCUGAGUGAUCAGUGGAUGCAGGAGAAGGGCUUCCUCAGCAUGGAGCCUCCGAACGGUAUCAAACCAUGGUGGUGGGACCUGACUGUCCAGAGUUUACACCUGCCCUCCCCCUUCACUCUCUCACCAACUCUGUCCUACAAGAAAACCAUUGAGAUCCUGAGAGAAAAAGCGUUUGACCAGGCUCCAGUCAUCGACGAGUCAGGGUACAUUCUGGGGAUGGUGACUCGGGAAACCAUUCUGUCCAAUGUUAUGUCUGGGAAGGUCAAACUGUCAGAUCCUGUCAGCAACAUGCUCUGCAAAAACUUCCAGCAGGUGCAUCUGACGGACAACCUGGCGAAGUUAUCCUGCAUGCUCAAAUCACAAAGCUUCGUCCUGGUGAUGCACGAUCACACUCAGUAUGAAGGUGAUGGAUCAGCCUGUGAGAGGCAGAUGGUUUUUGGUGUUGUGACAGCGAUCGACCUCCUUAACUUCAUCGCUGCACACGAGGAGCAGCAUCGUUCACCGUCUUAAGGCUCUCUGUCCAACGGGGAGUCUCUGGAAAUAUGUCCCGUUUAGGACAUUAAACAACACACCUGCUCAGCUUGAACUUGUCUGGUUUUAAUAAGUCUUAUGAGAAAACAGAAACUGUAGCAUGAUGCACAUGAGUUCUUUUUUAUGCAACAUUUCACACAUUAGAGUGCAGCAGCAGUAUAUUUAGUGUGUUUGCUCUUUUAAAAUGAACCUUUAUGUUCGAAAAUUGUUUUUACACAAAGUGUCUUGAGCAGAGAAAAGCUAGCAAACUAAUGGUUUAGUUGUU